AUGGACUUUAAUUAUACGGAAGCAGUCUUCUCUGCACCAGAGAAGCGAAUCUUUGAUAGCCAAGGAACUCUUGAUUUCCAGAAGUCUCUGGCUAUGCUAAGGAUCCAGUAUUAUUUGCAGAAAUACAUCACACUCUGUAGAGGAAUUCAAGUUACUGAUUUUGCUCCAACAGACGAAAAUGAAUUCACCACCUUUAUAGGUGGACUUUUAUCAAGGCUGUCAGAUUUAGUUGACGAAACACCCCCUGAGAAAGUACACAGUAGAUUUGGCAAUCUUUCUUACAGAGAUUGGCAGACAAAGUUUGAUACACAGCUUGAUGGUUGGAUCCAUGAACUCAUACCAGAAAAGUAUCACAGAAGUAUCAUUGAGAUGAGAUACUAUAUCGCUAACGCAUUCGGUUCUAAAGAAAGGAUUGAUUAUGGUACUGGUCAUGAAUUAUCAUUCUUGGCUGUGAUAAUGUGCCUUGACAUGUUAGGUGUGGCAAGUAUGCGGGGUGUGCAAAUUCUACAUUGCUUUAACAAAUAUUAUGAUCUGGUUCAGAAAUUAAUUUUAACUUACAGGUUAGAACCAGCUGGAUCCCAUGGCGUAUGGGGACUAGACGAUCAUUUCCAUUUUUCUUAUAUUAUAGGAUCUACUCAACUUCUAGGUCGACGCACCUCUCUAACUCCUAGAGAUAUUUCAAAUGUCAAACUUAUGGAGCGUGACAGUGACAAGAAUCUUUUUUGCAAAUCGAUAACAUUUAUCAAUAGAGUGAAAACGGGACCUUUCUGCAACCACUCUCCGCUUCUUUAUAAUAUAUCGAGAAGUGUCCAUACAUGGCAAAAGAUGCAACAAGGUUUAAUCAAAAUGUACAAAGCAGAAGUUCUUAAUAAAUUUCCUGUUGUUCAACACUUCUGGUUUGGUACAGCAUUCUUCCCUUGGACUCAUUACGAUAGUAAAACAUCUCUACCCGUAUACCAACCAAAUGAGCAAGAUGAAGUGAGCGGAAGUACAAAUCUGAGUUCAAAUUUACCCUUUAACUCUCCACCGAAUUCUACGAAUGUAACAACGAAAAUGCCCCCACCCCUAAGUACAAACACGGCAAGAUUUUUACAUAAACGCUAA
Molecule: messenger RNA, 1104 nt
Organism: Kluyveromyces marxianus DMKU3-1042
Lineage: Eukaryota; Fungi; Ascomycota; Saccharomycetes; Saccharomycetales; Saccharomycetaceae
Gene: RRD1
Product: peptidylprolyl isomerase RRD1
Exons: 1
Coding region: 1-1104 (367 amino acids)
Biological process (GO): mitotic spindle organization
Cellular component (GO): protein phosphatase type 2A complex; nucleus; cytoplasm
Molecular function (GO): peptidyl-prolyl cis-trans isomerase activity; protein tyrosine phosphatase activator activity
Source: RefSeq, a predicted model, not a curated record